AUGAUGGCAGAAGCUUCUUUACAUUUUGACAAUAAUAUAACGGUUUCGGGUACAAUUACGUUCACGCAAGCCGAUGCAAACAGUCCUGUUGUAGUAGCUGGUACAUUGACAGGUUUGGUACCACAUAGCACUCUUCAUGGUUUUCAUGUUCAUCAAAACAGUAUGGAUAAUACCCUCAAUUGUACAGCUGCUGGUGCACAUUUUAAUCCUUAUACUAAAUUACACGGAGCAAAAAAUGAUACAAUUGAUCAUCGACACGUUGGUGAUUUGGGAAAUAUUCAGGUUGAUGGUUCUGGCAGUGCUACAAUAAGCUUGACUGAUACUAUCAUUCAAUUGUACAAUCAAACACAAUCAAUUAUAAAUCGUACAAUUAUUAUCCAUCAAGAUGUAGAUGAUCUUGGACUCGGAGGUAGUCCAUUAAGUAAUACAACAGGAAAUGCAGGUGCAAGACUAGCAUGUGGUGUAAUUCGACUGACAUCUCAUGGAAAUAUAUUAUCAAAAUCUAUACCAUAG
Molecule: messenger RNA, 513 nt
Organism: Didymodactylos carnosus
Lineage: Eukaryota; Metazoa; Rotifera; Eurotatoria; Philodinida; Philodinidae
Source: the annotation of a GenBank genome assembly